AGACCCUCCCUUCCCACCAACCUUAAGGCAUUAGGACAAACAGGGAUUGGAGGUAGAAUUUAGCUGAAGGGGAAAAUCUCUGGCUUUUCAAUUUCCUUUGAGAGCAUUGCAGCACUUCAGCAGAAAGCCAGCAAGGCGUUCUUUCACUCCUCCCAAUUGCUGCAUCUCCUCUACAGCAUCCACUCUGCUACCCAGCUCGCCACCAUGGCCAGUACUGUGUCAGCCUACAAGGAGAAAAUGAAGGAGCUGUCCUUGCUCUCACUGAUCUGCUCCUGUUUCCACACUCAGCCGCACCCCAAUACAAUCUACCAAUAUGGAGACAUGGAGGUGAAACAGCUGGACAAAAGGGCAUCUGGCCAGAGCUUUGAAGUGAUCCUGAAGUCCCCUUCGGACUUGUCCCCUGAGAGUCCAGUCCUCUCUUCUCCCCCUAAGAAGAAGGACCUGUCCCUGGAGGAGCUGCAGAAGAGGCUGGAGGCUGCAGAGGAGAGGAGGAAGACCCAAGAGGCCCAAGUGCUGAAGCAGCUGGCGGAGAAGCGGGAGCACGAACGGGAGGUGCUGCACAAGGCCCUGGAGGAGAACAAUAACUUCAGCCGGCUGGCUGAGGAGAAGCUCAACUACAAGAUGGAGCUGAGCAAGGAGAUCCGUGAAGCUCACCUAGCUGCCUUGAGGGAGCGGCUGCGUGAGAAGGAACUGCAUGCAGCUGAGGUUCGCAGGAACAAGGAACAGCGGGAGGAGAUCUCUGGAUAAAGGGCUUUUCUACACAUCUAGCACCUGGUUCCUGAUAACUAACUAACCAACCAACUAACCCAACACAUUUUAUUUUGUUUGUCUAGAUGCAACAUUUGGUUCCCCACUUCCCCCAACCCUCUGGUGUUCAUUCUCCAGCUACACGCUUCUCUCUCUCUCUCCAUCCCUAACUGUUCAGUACUUGGGGGGGAUCACAGGCCAUGGGUUACCUCUAAGCAUACUAGCAGUUAGUUCAUAUGAAGUAUAGAAUCAGUCAAUACCAAUCAAACAGCUUCUCUUUGGGAUUUUGUUCUUUUUAAAAAAUCUUUCUGAAACAGAUUAAAGAAUUCAGAUAGUAAUAAAUUCACCCAGCAGUGCCAUGGAGAUUUGGAUUCCCUAUCCGGAGCUUAUACUACUCCUGGCAUUUGCUCUGAGCCAGACAUCAGUGUCAAGACAAUGGGCAGUAAAUAGUGAGGAUUUCUUCCUUGGGGGGGAGUGGUUAAUGGAUCCAUUGUUUCCCAGCAGAUGGAGAAGGGGACCAGAUGGCUCAAGGAAUUGGUUAUGUCAUGCAGAGCCUUUCACCUUGGGUCACUGGUUUGAAGCCAGCCCAGGUAGGUAGUGACUUCGUCAUUACUUGCUGACGGUGCUUUGGUAGCCCAUGUGAAAUUAGCUGGGGGUCUCAGAGCCUAGUGGACCAAUGCCCAUAUCGCAAAAAAUACCAUCACUACAGGCAUUAGUGGAUAUCUUAGUUGGCCACAGGUUGAAUAAGCCUGUAGGCUGAACUACCCUCUCAGUUGUAGAGGCAGGACUGGGGCACGCUGGCUCAGCAGUGUCAGGGAAGCCUGCACUGUUACUGCCUGUGUUGAAUCUGAUUCUAUAGAUGAUUGGGGCGGCUCGGUUUCCAAGGCUGUCAGUCUGACACUUUUCACAACCAAUAACAUUUCACUUCAAUAAGUAAAUAAAUAAACUAGAAAGGGUAUGUGAUUACCAAUCAAUCAGCCCACAGGCCUUUAGAGAAACUCUAAUUUGGGAGAAUUAUUGUUCCCUCUUCCCAAAGAUGGACAUGACUCUUCAAUACCAUUAGAGGAGAGACAUUUGGACCAAAGAUCACAGAAUGAACCAGAGAGCUCUGGCUCUUCGGCCUCAUAUUGUAGCAAAGGACAUACUGAUCUCUGCAAUGGUAUUUCCAGAAGAGCAGCUUUGGAAAAGACGGGGGGGACGUGGCCAGGGAGAGGGCAGAAGGGGUUAGGAGACGUUUGUGUGCCUGCUUCUGGUGUAGUCAUGGCGGUAGAAAUGUAAGGUCAUUGUUUACAGAGAUGGCUGCUGUAAAAGCAGACGAUGAGCCAAACUGUAAGGGGUCUGCCAUUCCAUCACUAAGGUCAGUAGAGUUGCAGACACUUAACGCCAGAUCUGAAUUUGACUUGAUACAUCAACUGGC
Chelonoidis abingdonii (Abingdon island giant tortoise) is the source of this 2164-nucleotide messenger RNA. It is a transcript of the gene STMN3, whose product is annotated as stathmin 3. Gene Ontology annotation, cellular component: neuron projection; cytoplasm. Lineage: Eukaryota; Metazoa; Chordata; Testudines; Testudinidae. Gene Ontology annotation, biological process: regulation of microtubule polymerization or depolymerization; microtubule depolymerization; neuron projection development. Gene Ontology annotation, molecular function: tubulin binding. The record is from RefSeq and is a predicted model, not a curated record.